Messenger RNA from Drosophila innubila, 428 nucleotides. RefSeq lists its product as uncharacterized. Lineage: Eukaryota; Metazoa; Arthropoda; Insecta; Diptera; Drosophilidae. The record is from RefSeq and is a predicted model, not a curated record. Bases 80 to 328 code for a protein of 82 amino acids. The transcript has 2 exons.
AUGUUUCCUCUUAAAAGUUGGCAACAGUGAAUAACAAACACAAACAUCUUGUAAACAAACAAACACGUGCAGAAUAAUCAUGGAGAAGUCGAAAAAAUCUAAGGCGCCCAAGAAAGCAAAAGACGCUUCGCUUACAAUUAAGAUUGCUGCCAUGCAGCGUAAACAGAAGGAAGUGGCUCGCGUGUUGCAACUCAAACAUGAAAUAUUAGUUAAAUCGGAGGUGUCCUAUCUGGAAUAUAUUGAAAUGCGCUCCGAGUUGGAGCGUCUUAAUACACUAAGGGAGACAUUCACGCGUCGCGUUGAGAAAUUAAAACAACAGGCCAAAUAGUUAGUAAUGUUUUAUAUUAAGUAAUCCCCCAAGGAUUUAGUUUAAACAGUAUGAGUAAUAUGUUUAUGUGAGUAAUAAAAUUAAAAUGUAUCACGUUUAA